This is a messenger RNA of Brassica rapa (field mustard), 1819 nucleotides long. Its product is annotated as B3 domain-containing protein At2g31420-like. The record is from RefSeq and is a predicted model, not a curated record. NCBI's taxonomy places the organism in Eukaryota, Viridiplantae, Streptophyta, Magnoliopsida, Brassicales, Brassicaceae. Gene Ontology annotation, molecular function: DNA binding.
UGGUGCGAGCCAAUGGGCAAUUCAAUUUUUCAGAAGAAAAAAGUAUCAGAUAGUUCAAAUUUUUGAAUAAAAUAUCGGGUAACUCAUGAAAUCCGGUUUGAUUUUGGUUCUAUAUUUUUCGGUUAGAUACUAUUCGGUUUUCGGUUCAGGGUAAAUGGUAAAUGUGUUUAGGCCUGUAGGAGUAAAAAUAAUAAAAAGAGGCAUUUAAAGAAAGGGUUAAAAUCUCAGACUAUGCAAUUUAUUGCAGAUUUCAGGAAAUCCAGGUUUCAAGUUCCGGAGAGAGCGGUUUAUUAAACAAUUAUGCAGACUACAGAGGAAUGGCUUGCAAGGGAUCUUCAACAUGGUGCAAGUAAAUCUGGCCAGACGUGGAUCUUCAUAGGACGGCUCAGGUGAUGCAGUUAGGCGUAGGUCUUCAUAAGGCAGGUAGUAUUGUCGGUUGUCGAAUCGUCUAUGUAAUAUUUCCUAUAUCAUAAUAAAUCAGCGUUAAAAAAAAAAAAGAAAGGGUUAGUGCUGACGUCAUACAUAUUCUCUCGUAACAGCGACUAUAUAAAUUUCACAAUCUAUCAUCAUCAUCUCUCUCCUCGCACUCUCUAUUUCUCCAUUUUCUUGCGAAGGAAGCCUCGUCAGUAUCUCUCUCUAAACCUACGCACGAUGGUAGAGCCUCAGCCACCAAAGUGGGUUCUUGAAGCUCUGAGGAGAUUCAACGGCAUGGAGGCACGACUGGUUAUCGCCGAUAAAGUGUUGUCCGCGAGUGACGUGAAGCAGAGCCAGGCACGUCUUAUGCUUCCUGCGAACAAGGUUCUGAGCAAAGAAGAGUUUCUAAGGGAUGAAGAGAUCAGAGUCUUGGAAGGAGAUGCCAAAGCAACACGUAAAGAAGGGGUUAAAGCUAUCUUUCUUGAUCCGAAUUACGAAACGUAUGGAGUUUGGUUGAAACAAUGGAAGAAGAACUUGGUUCUAUCUGGCUGGAACCCUGUUCUUGCAGGUUACGACGAGUUUGAAGAGGGUGAAAAGUUUGAUCUUUGGUCCUUUAGGCGUGAAGAAAAACUACACUUUGCUCUUGUUCCCAAGGAAGUGGACUGCGGCUACUUGGACGCCUUCAGCGACCUCGAUUUCAAGACUCUCAAUGAUGUUCCAAGUAGCAAUGAUGAGGACUGCUUCGGCUUGGACCUGCUUUUUUCCACAUACGCAAACGUCAACGCUCCUCUUCCGGACUUGGGAUCUUUUGAGGAUACAGAUGUUGUCACUUCCUUAUACGACGAUGCUUGAUUUGCAGUUCGACUUCUCUCCCUAAUGCGCUAGGUACACGUAUGAUAUUGAUACAUUGGUUGGGUUUAGGUGUUAGCUUUUCUUUUCUUGUAGAUAGACCACAUCUGCUGGUGGAAUAUAGGACUGAGAUUCAGAAACAGCCUUUCACUUUCUUUCUGCUUUGUUACUAGUUGAUACUUCUGUAAAUGGAUUAACUCAUUUGUUUGGAGUUGGGGGCUAAAGAAUAUCAAGUCUUUUUAGUUCUAUGAUAUGCUUGUUCGCAGUAUUGCUUUCUCCACUUCUAUCUUCUUUGGCACGUACGUAUACUGCUAUAUUGUUUACAAGUCUCUUGAUGGGUUUACGUUAAACUGGUUAAAGCUGCUUUGGUUUGGUUGGAGUUCUGAACCGGUAUGUUUAGUACUAUCGAAAACAAAACACUUUCUACGCUCUGAUCUUUCAACAGUCUAUUUACUAUAUAUAUAUAAAUCGUGUCCGUGGCAUUUGCAGUCAAGUUAGGUUGGGUGGUCUGGACCUUUCUAUAAUAGUGGCUAUAGUACCAUAGAAAAGAGAAGAA